This is a messenger RNA of Lachancea dasiensis, 1392 nucleotides long. NCBI's taxonomy places the organism in Eukaryota, Fungi, Ascomycota, Saccharomycetes, Saccharomycetales, Saccharomycetaceae. The record is from the annotation of a GenBank genome assembly.
AUGGACAGAGCACUUGACCUGGAUCGGAGAUAUCCUGCUACACACCGCGAUGCUUUUUGUAUUCCCUCAUUUGGUUCAAUGGGUCUGAAAAGUGGCGGAAACACCUCAGAUUAUUCACCUGUCACUUACAUGUGCGGAAACUCGCUGGGAUGUAUGCCCAAGUCUACCAGAAAUGCCAUCAACCAAGAAUUAGACGCUUGGGCUGACCGUGCCGUUGAGUCGCACUUUCGCCAUCGUGGUGCCUCUGAGGGCCUCACUCCCUGGAUGGAUAUCGAUCUGCCAUUGUCCAACCUAUUACCUUCCGUAGUGGGAGCUUUGGAAUCGGAGGUUGCAGUGAUGGGCUCCCUCACAUCGAACCUCAAUGCAUUGCUGGUGGCUUUCUAUCGCCCCACUCCCUCCAAGUACAAAAUCAUCUGCGAGAAGGGCGCAUUUCCGUCAGACUUCUAUGCUUUUUACAAUCAGUGUGGUCUCCACCACGUCGAUCCAAAAGAUGCACUCAUUCGACUAGAGCCGCGUAGCGGAGAAACUUUUUUACAAACUGACGAUAUCAUUCAGGCUAUAAGUGACAACAGCGAGCAACUAGCUCUCGUUUGUCUGCCUGGAAUUCAGUACUACACAGGGCAACUGUUCGAUAUGGAAAAAAUUACUUUAUUCGCACACCAAUUCGAGGGUGUAGUUGUUGGAUGGGAUUUGGCACAUGCCGUUGGUAACGUUCCCCUUCAACUUCAUGAUUGGGGGGUGGACUUCGCCUGUUGGUGCUCCUAUAAGUACCUCAAUUCUGGGCCCGGUGGCAUUGCUGGAAUAUUCGUGCACGAAAACCAUGCGCAGGUUGGCGCUUCCGAACCAGAUGGAUACUUGCCUCGUCUGGCUGGCUGGUGGGGUAAUAACCGCGAAAGAAGGUUUCAAAUGAAGGAGCUUUUCGAGCCAAUUUCAGGAGCUCUUGGGUUCCGUCAAUCCAACCCUAGUGUGAUUGACGUUGUCGCAUUGCGAGCCUCGCUAGAAAUCAUCAAGGAUUUUGGUGGAAUCAAAGCUUUGAGAGAGAGGUCUUUACUCCUCACCGGUUAUCUUCUAGAGUUACUGCAACAAUCAAAAUUCUAUCGUAAAUCUCUUCCUUCUGGUAAGAACGAACCCGGAUUUAUAAUUUUGACUCCAUUGGACGAAAGGGAGCGUGGUGCUCAACUAUCGCUAUAUUUCUUUCCUCACCAUGAUGACCGCAAGUUAGAUACCAUGGAGAGGGUUUGUGCCUACUUAAACCAACGAGGAGCGAUAGUAGAUGAGCGUAGACCAGAUGUCAUAAGAAUAGCACCAGUCCCGCUUUACAACACGUUCCAAGACGUAUUCAGAGUUGUUGAAUUGCUAAACGGGGCAUUUCAAGAGAUUCACGAAAAUUAG